AUGGCAGAAGCUAAGGAAAGUUCUCAGUUCAUAAAGGAUGGUGGACGUGUCCGGCUUUCCCAUGAGCUCUCGGAAGGUGAGAAAAAAGCCACUGAGAAGAGAAAGGUGAAAGUCCUGGAGUGCCUCAAGAGCCUUAACAUUGCCUGUGUUGAAGAUAAGAUGCCCAAUAUUGCCAUGCUAGGAUCAGGCGGAGGUCAGCGGGCCAUGAUAGCCCUUCUGGGAACCUUGGUGGAGCUGAAGAAGCAGGGCCUGUUGGACGCUGUCAUGUAUCUGUGUGGGGUAUUGGGUUCCACCUGGUGCAUGUCUUUCCUCUUCAAAGAGAAGGACUGGACAGAGAAAGUGCAGGACUUGGAAGAACGCCUGUGUGAGACACUUUCCAAUCCUCAAUGUGAUAUUCAAAAGGCGUUUACUAUUGCGACACAGGAAGCUGAAGAUGAACUCUUCUCUCUGACUGAUGACUGGGCCUCUUUCUUUGUCUAUCUUGCAUUGAAGCUGUAUGAUGAGACCAAGUUAUCUGAACACAAGGAUACCUCCACAAAUGGGACAAAUCCUUACCCCAUCUAUGCUGCAAUAGAAGCAAACCAAUUGGAUAAAGCAGGUGAAAACAGCCCAGGGACCUGGUUUGAAUUCACCCCCCAUGAAUCUGGCUUUCCCAGCCUGGGGGCAUUUGUGUGCACCAAAGACUUUGGAAAAUUCAAGGAUGGGGAUUUGAAAGAAAAGAGGGAAGAGAAAAAUAUCUGCUACCUGCAAGGAUUAUGGGAGAGUGCCCUUGGAAGCAUGGAGGAAAUCAUACAAUAUUUAAUAGGUGACGCCCAAUCCACUAGCUUGACCAACAAAGUAUCAAUCUACUUGAUUGAUGCCAGCAUUGGCAUAAAUUCUGCCUAUCCCCUUGUUCUGCGCCCAGAGAGGAAAGUGAAACUGAUCCUCUCCUUUGACUUCAGAUCUGGGGAUCCUUUUGAGCACCAAAGAGCCAAGAGCGUUAUAGCAGGAGGAGAUGGGGCCAGUAGAAAUGUGAACUGA
Malaclemys terrapin pileata is the source of this 1020-nucleotide messenger RNA. RefSeq names its product cytosolic phospholipase A2 gamma-like. Gene Ontology annotation, molecular function: calcium ion binding; calcium-dependent phospholipid binding. The record is from RefSeq and is a predicted model, not a curated record. Gene Ontology annotation, cellular component: cytosol; nucleoplasm; nuclear envelope. Gene Ontology annotation, biological process: glycerophospholipid catabolic process. Lineage: Eukaryota; Metazoa; Chordata; Testudines; Emydidae.